Messenger RNA from Anopheles arabiensis, 1166 nucleotides. RefSeq lists its product as uncharacterized. Bases 182 to 907 code for a protein of 241 amino acids. Lineage: Eukaryota; Metazoa; Arthropoda; Insecta; Diptera; Culicidae. The record is from RefSeq and is a predicted model, not a curated record. The transcript is spliced from 3 exons.
GGAUGCACGACGUUUGGCCGUUUGGGCCUGGCGGCGUACCGAUUUGGCAGACCGAAUCAGUUUCUUGGCCCCGAUCGUCAGUCGGUUAAUAGGGCUGGGACGCACGGUCACGGCUCGCCGCAGUGCAAUCAUAGUGUGUGUGUGUGUGUCUGUGUGUGAGGAAUUGUGACCGGUCGGGAAAAUGAUUGGUGCACGUGGUUGCAUGGCAAACGAUUUGAUUGCGUGCGUUGUGCUUCCUGCGCUUGUCGCGCUACUGCUGGCAGCGAAGCCGGGCGCCUGCACCUAUCGCUACAAUUACGAAGAUUAUGACACGAUGAUGGGUACGUGCCGGGAGAACGAGGUGUGCAACAUCGUGCACCACCGGCACUGGAUGCCGAGCACGGUGGACAAGGUGUGCCGGUGCCCGCUCAACACGCCCAGCUGCCCGGUGGUGCAUACGCGCCACGGCAACGUGAUGAACGUGAACAGCCGGACGCAGAUGAAGUUCUGCGCACCGCUGCGCAAUCUGCGCCCGUGCCGCGACGGCGAGAUUGCGCUGCGCCGCAAAACGCUCUACCAGUCGUACGGCGUGAAGAACGUGUCGAUCGUGGUCGACUGUCUGUGCGACCAUCGGCAGAGCUACUGGACGUUUCACAACCGCUCCGGGGAGGAUUUUAACGACGCGCACCAUCUGUUUACGGUGGUGCAGAAUUACAAGUGCGUCGCAAUGAAACGCUGUGCACCGCACGAGUUCUGUGGCUAUGGGCGGCGUGACUAUGGCUUUAUCUAUCAUCGCUGCACCUGUCCCGUGUCGCACCAGUGCAAGUUCGAUCUGGACGAGUACGACGAUGACGUCAGCGAGCUGUUCUACCAAGGCCCGGCCUAUCUAGCCCGCUGCGUCCCCAUCUACGACUACGACUGGUGGUGAUGCACCAUCCCACUGAACACGCACACUUAACACUAACCUGGAUGGAUUGGGAGGCGACCGAUUUGGCGACCGUGCGUGCUCGCUCUUCAAACCGCUCCGCUGGGACCGUUUCCGUCACGAGCCCGUAAUCCAGUGCAGCUGCUGCCGUUAACCGUUUGCCUUGCAGAAACAGAUCCGUCGUCUGUGAUGAGGGAGGAAAGAGUGCAUGGCACAACGAAAUAAAAUCUGAUAAGCACCAUAGGAGUGAGCGCAUUUUUGU